UAUAUGCUAUAGACCCUAGUGUGUAUGUGGUAUAAAGGCUGGGACGAAUUUCGAAUUAUAAAUAUGUUAAACUUAAUGUUGAAAUUACGGAGAGUCGCGAUUCCCAUUGAAACGGAUUGCGCGGCGGUUAGCCUUGAAAACGAGUACUGGUAAAUCGUGAAAAAUGCGUUAAAAUGUUAGAGGACGACUCGGUUAUAUGCUAUAGACCAUAGUGUGUAUGUGGUAUGAAGGCUGGGACGAAUUUCGAAUUAUAAAUAUGUUAAAAUUAAUGUUGAAAUUACGGAGAGUCGCGAUUCCCAUUGAAACGCAUUGCGCGGCGAUUAGCAUUCCAACCUUUCAAACCAUCUGUUAUCUUUCCUGUAAGCAUCCAUGAACAUAAAAGUCACUUUAAGGGAGUAAACUGUAAUGCUCGUUUAAUGCAGUGCUCGUUUAAUGCUGUGUCGUGUCAUUUGUUGUCAUUGUAGAUGUCUUUUGCAAAUUUGAGGAUGACGCCGUCGCAUCAGUUGGUCCUGCAGGCCUCUGAUGCGGCGGCGGCCUUCACCGCCGCCAGGGCCAAGAAGCCGGAGGAGGUGGAGAAGGAGGCCCGAGCCCGCGUCGUCUCCGGGGGCGGUGACCCUGGGAACCCCAUGCUGGUGCUGGGCUGCCACAGCAUCCAGCUGGGGAAGUACCGGGGUCAGACCUUCCGAUGGCUCCUGGAGAACGACGCGGGCUACGCCUGCCACGUGGUCGCCAGUCACCAGCGGGAGCGGGAGACGAGUGCCUCGGACAGCCCGCUCAUGGCCAACAAGGACAGCCUCGCCCGCUACUCCUGCGCCCACCCCGCUUUUGCGGAGCACCUCAAGUUCCGCCGGGCGCAGGAGGAGGCCCGGGCUCGCGCCACUCUGCCCGGGCGGGGGGGCGAGGCGCUUGUUGGCAUCGGGCUGUUCAAGGAGGACACCCUGAAGGACCUGUACGACUCCAAGGAGGAGGAGCGUCAGACCUACGUCAAGUGGCUACGGCGGAAGACCCCGCAGCCUGGGAGCGCCAUGGACGUCGCUAUGAAGUACAUCUGGGGCCGAGACAAGGAGCUGUCGGCGGAGGCGGCUGCUACACCCCCUCCGCCCGCCAGCAGCAGCGGCCUCAGCACCACCACCAGGAAGGCCGCUGCUUCCACCGUGCUGCCGCCCCGCAAGCCGACCGCUCCCAAUUUCUCGGCCCUUGUGCGCGGGCGUCCGAUGGGCCCAGGGGAGCUGCAGGCCCGGAUCAGGAGACUGAUGAACCCACCAGCACGGCCUGCAGCUCCAGCGGUGUCUUCCGUCAGAGACCAGCGCCCCUCGGUUCCGCCGCCCCCCACCACAGAGGUGACGGACGAGGAGCUGGUCCGGACGGUCACUGACGGAGAAAUGGCUGGCGUACAGGUCCUUCAGGCCCUCCCGCUCCCGCUGGAGACGCCUCCGUCUCCACCUCCUCCGGCACCGUCCUCCACCCCUCCCCCACCACCACCACCACCACCACCACAGGUUGCGGCUGCUCCGCCGACGGUCGGACUUCCUGCUCGGGCUCCGGCGCAGACCAGGGUGGAGCCUCGUGGCGUCUCCGUGGAGGAGACGCCAUGCGGGGAGGCCACCCUGGCGCCGGAGCCCGAGAAGAAGAGGAGGAAGACGACGACGACGAAGGGCGACGUGGAGCAGCCGGCAACGCCCGCUCCUGCUCGGGCUGAGACCCGGUUGGCUGAGGGCUGGCGGACAGCCCUCACCGGGGAGGAGCAGGAGCUGAACAGUAGGACCCUCUCGCUGUGGUUCACCCGGACGCAGCGAGAGAAGGAGAGGGCUGUGUUGACUCCAGGCGUUGCAGCAGACGGAGGACGACCACCGGCGGCGGCCGCGGCGACAGCGCCGGGCCCGGCCUCGGCAGCGGCGGUGGAUCGUCCGGCGGCAGCAGCGACGGCGACGUCGGCGGUGCCUCAAGGCCGGGCGACGCCAGCGGCAGCGAGGGGGGCGGCGGUGGCCCCGGCAGCGGCCCCGGCUGUGGCAGCACCGGGGCCCGCUCUGCCGGCGCCCAGACGGCUACUGGCGCCUCGACAGCCCGCCCCCUCGGCUGCUUACCCGGCCUUCCUGCCGACUGCUGCUGCCGCAGCUGCAACUGGACCUUUAAGAGCAGCACAGCCUCUCCUUGUGGACCUCUUACUGCCCCGGCAGAGUGUGUGGGUGCUCCCCGUCCCCGUCCUGACGCUCCCUCGGACACUGCCGGCUCCACACGUCCUCCCUCCGCCGCUGGCCGCCGCACAGCACGCCGGCCCUGAGCUGCCGGUAGCCCUGCCCGCCGCGCAGCACGCCGGCCCUGAGCUGCCUGUACCCCUGCCCGCCGCACAGCACGCCGGCCCUGAGCUGCCUGUACCCCUGCCCGCAGCACAGCACGCCGGCCCUGAGCUGCCGGUAGCCCUCAAAACGGUAGAACGGAGGAGGCUGAACGCCAAGCGGCGGGCGGAGGCACAGCCGGGCACAACAUACUCCUCCCGGGCCGGCGUGCCACAGGUGCAUAAGUGCAGUAAAUGCGGCCAGCCGAGGCGGAGGGAGACCGGACACUCCCGCCACGGCAGAGAAUACUUCUGCUCCGUCGCGGCGGGUCAGAGUGUGGAGGACUGGCUGAGGGAGAAGAGGAGCGGGACCAGGGUGGAGCCCCGCACUGAUGCGCACUCUUGCCGGGGAUGGUGUUGUACAUAGUUCUCUUUUGUAUAUAGUUGUUUUUCUGUUGUGUAUAUAGUUAUUUUGCUGUGUUAGUGUAUAUAGUUGUUUGCUGUAUAUAGUUUUCAUUUUGCAGGGUUAGUGUGUAUAUAGUUCUUUGUUUUGUUGGAUAGCUUCUAAGUUAGUGCAUACA
Molecule: messenger RNA, 2856 nt
Organism: Gadus morhua (Atlantic cod)
Lineage: Eukaryota; Metazoa; Chordata; Actinopteri; Gadiformes; Gadidae
Product: nascent polypeptide-associated complex subunit alpha, muscle-specific form
Exons: 6
Coding region: 465-2702 (745 amino acids)
Source: RefSeq, a predicted model, not a curated record